Geodia barretti is the source of this 462-nucleotide messenger RNA. NCBI's taxonomy places the organism in Eukaryota, Metazoa, Porifera, Demospongiae, Tetractinellida, Geodiidae. The record is from the annotation of a GenBank genome assembly.
AUGGCGGCGAUUCGCCAGAUGGCAGGUCGGGGAACCGAGCCGCUUGCCGGCGGCGAAGUCAUCGAGGGCGAAGAGGCGGUGGAUGCAGCCGCGGGUGGUGCGGAAGGGGCGUCAUCACCGGUGGAAUUGGCCGCGACCGCUGAACCGGAUCGUCCGAAGUGGAAUGCCAGCUACGCUACGACUUUUUGGCGCAACCUGUCCGCCACGGCAAGGCAGGCGAUGGUGCGCGUUUCGCAGUCGCCGGACUACACGGAGAAGCGGGCGCAGUUGAUGGAUGAACUGAACCUGACGCAGCGGGAGUUGUCUGGAUCGCUGUCAAGCCAGGGCCACAGUAUGAACCGGCUGAAGCGCCGCCGGGGAGGCGUGGAUUUACCGCGCCCCAUGACGUAUGACAAGGCGGCGGACGUUUACGUCCUGGACUCCAACUUCGCCGGGGCUCUGCAGCACAUGCAGGUGGAUUAG